This is a messenger RNA of Cyprinodon variegatus (sheepshead minnow), 1640 nucleotides long. It is a transcript of the gene tekt4, whose product is annotated as tektin 4. Gene Ontology annotation, cellular component: nucleus; sperm flagellum; microtubule cytoskeleton. The transcript has 7 exons. Lineage: Eukaryota; Metazoa; Chordata; Actinopteri; Cyprinodontiformes; Cyprinodontidae. Bases 79 to 1371 code for a protein of 430 amino acids. The record is from RefSeq and is a predicted model, not a curated record. Gene Ontology annotation, biological process: cilium movement involved in cell motility; cilium assembly.
CCAAGGAGGGUUUUUAUCUAGUCUUAAGCUGCUAAAGCUUUCCUGUAGAUCAGUUUUCCUCCAGUAGAACUGGCAAAAAUGAAUUCAGAAAUUAUUUUGUCUCGGCCAUAUUAUGACACCAGAGCUGCUGCUCAGGGAGUCCAGGAAAAAAUUUCUCCUCUGGAGUCAAACAACUUGCAGCUUUCCUCAGACUUAGCCACUGUUGGUUACCAAAUCAUCCUUGAACAAGCCGGUACCAACUGCCACAAAUCCCAGAAUAUUCAGCAGGAGUCCAGGACUUUAUGCAAGGAAACUACGGCUGAUGCUUUCAAGACCCAGGCUGAAGGAACACGUCUUCUUGGAGAAAGACUCCAAGAGAUCCACUACUGGAAGUCUGAGCUGCAGCGGCACAUCGAGAACCUGCAGGCCAACACAGAUUCACUGCUUAUCCUAAAGAGGCGGCUGGAGAGGGCACUGGAUGCUACUGAGGUUCCUUAUGCCAUCGUCACUGAUAAUUUGACCUGCAGAGCAAGAAGACUUGGAGCAGACCUGGUCAGAGACACAGUGGAAGAUGAACUGCUCAAGGAGGUGGACUUGAUCAAGAGCAUUCAGGCUCUUCUGAAGAAAACUGCAGCUCAGGUUGUUGCUCAGAUCAAGAGGAACAGAUCCGCACAGCAGACACUGGAGAUGGAUUGGUCUGAUAAAUGUCAGGCCUAUAACUUUGACGACACCAGUGGAAGACAUAGUAACAAGAGUCCAGAUACACAGAAUCACCAAAGCUCAGCCACCAUGCAGGAGCAGGUGUCUAACCCCUCAUCAUGGACAAAGUUUACUCAAGACAACCUGUCUCAGGCCUUGCAGGAGGAACAGGCCACCAACAGUCUAAGAAUGCUUGUGGAGCAAAUGCUGCAGGACACCACUGAGGAUCUGAGCGUUCAAUGCUCCAAUGUGGAUCGAGCCUUUAGCCUGCACUGCGAUGAACUAAUUGAGGCCAAGACCCAGCUGGAAGUGAAGCUAACUCAGAUAUUGGAGCAGAUUGGGGGUCAGGAGAGGAACAUUGAAGCUCUCCAGCAGGCCAUUCACAACAAAGAGGCACCACUGAGAGUGGUUCAGUCCAGACUUUAUCUGCGCUCUCUCAGACCAGCCAUGGAACUCUGCAGGGAUCAAGCCCAGCUCAGUUUGGAAGGAGAAGUGAGGCUGAUUGAUGCUACCUUGGAGUCUCUGAAGAAGAAACUGAGUGAAGCCAGAGGUUCUCUCUCCCAUCUGGAAGAGUCAAGGAUGGCUCUUCAAAAGGACAUCAACUGUAAAAUAAAUUUGCUGUUUAUUGAUAGGGAAAAGUGCAUGACUCACCGUAAACGAUACCCAUCUAUCUCAGCACUAUCAGGAUACUGAACAUAACUGCUAUUACUUGCAGAUCGUUCCUCCACUUUGCUACAUGUUGUUAUCAUGGUAUUGAAGUACAAAAUACAGUCUUCCAGAAGAGAUGUUUUUCUUUACAUGAAUUAUUAAUCUUUAUCUUCUUUCUAAGUCAGGAUUUAUAUUUAAUCACUGGCCAAAGCAGAACAGAAAGUCUACCUUAUAGCAUCAUCCAGUACAUUUUGCAUCACGCAGUUAUUUAAACUUUAAUGAAAAACAGCCUUAAUUACCAACUUUUUUUUUAA